Molecule: messenger RNA, 6775 nt
Organism: Gallus gallus (chicken)
Lineage: Eukaryota; Metazoa; Chordata; Aves; Galliformes; Phasianidae
Gene: UBAP2L2
Product: ubiquitin associated protein 2 like 2
Exons: 28
Coding region: 2849-6232 (1127 amino acids)
Cellular component (GO): cytoplasm; nucleus
Molecular function (GO): protein binding
Source: RefSeq, a predicted model, not a curated record
GCAGUUGCUGCUUUGUGAGCACAUUGGGCAAAUACCGAGUUCGGAGGGGGGUGGGGGGGGUGCGGACUGCGCGCCGUGUCUUUCUUCCCCUCCCCCCCGUCUCACCUUGCGUGAGGGCAGUAGGCCCACCGGUCCAUCCCCAACCUGAUGGCUGUAUCAUUCCCUUACCCACCGGUCCGGCGGUGGCUUUUGUCUGGCGGCAGCGGCCCGUCUACUAAAGGCCAGGCAGCUCUGCCCUACUUUUGCUGGUGUUCACCCCACUACCAGUCACUUGGUAGGCAGCUGUGGCCUUCCCUAUGUUGCUGCUCCUCCCCCCUCUCCCCCCCCAACCCGCAGGGCACAGACCGUGUUCUCUGGGGCAGAGGGAAGGAGAGCAGGAGUGACUCCAGCCCGCAUCCAUGCUCGAUCCUUUUGCAUGGGAUGGGGAGCUGGCCCAACCUAUCAGCUGCCCUGAGGUGUGUUGCUUCCUGUCCUCUUCAGGGUGAUCCCCUGCCAUGGUACUCUUGCUGAGGUGGCCAAGGCCUGGAGUGUUGGCAUCUAGGGAGCAAAAGGAGGAGGGUGGGAAGAUAUGAGCAGGCCAGCUAAGGGGUUUGUGCUCACAGGCCCUCAUAUGCAGUUGGGCACAGGAGAGGAAUUUAUUGGUAUGGGUAACUCCUGCUUUGUGUCCUGUUUGUGUCUAUUUCCACAUUGCCUCUUGAUCCUGGUUCCUCCUUUCCUGUUAAAGGAUGUGGGCCAGAUGUGUCACAGUCACAGCUACAUAAGACUUGCCAUUAGUAAGCGUUACAGUGGUAACAACAGGUUACUUGAGGACAGGACUACAAACCAACCUUUCUGCCUGUUAACCUACUCUUCCUAGUUUCCUUACCUCCUGGCUAGGUGGCUGCUGAGAAUGGGAAGCUGGGACAGGGCUUUGUUAUUGGGCUUGCUUGUAUUGCAUGAAAAGAAGUUCCUUCAACAACAAGAGCAAACAGAAAUUACAGCAGGGAGGUGAACUGGUAGUAGAAACCCUUCUGGAAGCAACCAAAUGUAGAGAGGGAUCUGGUGCACCUUCAAGUCUGAUGGAAAGGAUCUGAACUCUGUGAUGUGAAAUACAUGCUUUAAAAAUAACCAAGAGAAAAAACAAUGUGAUGUCUACAAUACCAUUUAAUGCUACCUGGGAGUCACUCUGGUGAACCUGCUUUGAAGCCUCUUACAGUUGUAUUAAAUCAGGAGCAUGAGUUCUACAGAGCUUUCUUGGUUGUGUUCAAAGGUAUAUGCAGUCCUGUGAAACAGAAACUUAGGGGUUUUUUGUAUUGAACUAUGUAAGGGAAAGUUCACAAGGGCCAGCUCAGUUCUCUAGCUACUGAUUAGCCUUAUCUCAAAUUGGGUAAGUGUUGAAUGCUUAUAGUAAAGCAACAGAUCAAAACAAUAGCCUCUGGGGUGGCAGUGGCUGGUGAAUUGGAGAGGCUGUCCUGUCUUGAGAGCAGCUGUUUUUGUUUCAAGGAGAGAAAAGAGCUGGAUGUGAGGGAAAGGAGAAGGAUAUACGGGCCUAGAGGAGGGAGGAUGACUUUGCAUUGAAAUGGCCUUCAGAGCAAAUUGAAAUUGCCCUUCAAAGCUAAUGAUUUCAACUUAACCUUUGGAGACUUGCUCUUUUAAUAUUUAUCAGACUUUCCUUUAGCAAUUCCUUUGGCAGUUAUAUCACAAUGUCCAGUGGAACAUGGGUUUGGGUUCCUAUCUGACUGCCUUGGUAUUUAUACCUAAGCCUGAUUUCUCUGUGGUGAUUUGGCCUAACUUGUUUAAGGAAUUUAUUUUUAACCUUAUACUAGUGUCAUGGUUUUAUGAUUUCUAUUAUCAGUAUUCCACGUCAUAAUAUCAUGUAGAGCACUGGAACUUAAAGAGUUAAUGCUCCAAUUUUGUGGAGUGUCAAUCUUUCUGGGUACUUGGUUCUCAGAAGAGAAGAACUACAUUUCCCAGAAGACUUUCACAGCUUGUCUCUGUGGUGUGUGCUCCCCAGUCAUCUCACCUUCAGCAUUAGAGUAAGGCCUUCAGUUUUGGACACUCUCAUUUUAUUUGAUUUAUUGACUUUAAUUCCAAUUAUAUUAUAUUGUGUUAUCUUGCAUUCCAAUCUCUCAUUUACUAAAUUACUUUACUCCCUUAGCUCAUUGCUGCUGUUUUGUUUUUAGGCUCAUCUCCCUACUUUUUUUUUUUCCUCCCCUUUUCCCCCUUCCCCCUCUCCCAGGGUGUGGAUCCAUGGGUCCCCUUGCCCCAAUUAGUCAUGGAACGGGCUGAUCUGGCCCAAUAAACCGUUGACAGCUAUUUAACUUUAAAGCAAGCUAGGCUAAAUCAGUUUGCAGCACUAAUGAUAUCUUGGAAAUGUUCAAGGAUUUUAGAGUUCAAGAUUAGUUACUAAAAUCUAGGGGAAGCUAAGGAGAAUCCCAACAGCAAAAUAUUGUCACUUACCAUAAUGUGUUUUUUUUUUCUUAGCUACAGUUCCAAAAGGAUAAGUUAUCUAAUGUUUUAUCUUUUUUCCAUGUACUUUUAUUUAAUGUUUUCCUCAUAAAACACCAUUUUUGGUAUGUUCUGUAUUUGUUGCUGGUGUCCCCCUAGUGAUAGUAAUCAUAGCAAAAUAAUAUGCUGAUUAAUAGUGCUUGAGAAAUGUUUGUAUCAUAGAAUACUACUAAUACUAAUUAUUAAUAAUAUUUAAUUGUAAUUUUAGAAAUGUUUAGUGCCAGUACUUGGAAUAGGCUUUUUGUGAAAUAAUAAAAUUAUACUUUUUUUUUUUUUUUUGGUCUCUUGUUUGGUAAAAGCACAGGAGCAGGACUCUGGAAGAAACAGUGUUGUCUUCAGAUUUGCAACAGCUUCAUAUGACAUGGAUUUUCUAUUUUGUACAUACAUUGUUUUGUAUAUACUGUAUAUGAUGACUUCGGUGGGCGGUGAACGUACCCGGGGCACUCGGGACAAAAUGCAAACUUCAACCAUGCAGCCAAUACAACAACAGAAACAAGUAAUACAGGCAACAGCAGAACAGAUUCGUCUUGCUCAGAUGAUCUAUGAUAAGAACGACGCAGAUUUUGAAGAUAAAGUGAAACAACUUAUUGAAGUGACGGGGAAAAACCAGGAUGAGUGCAUAGUGGCACUACAUGAUUGUAAUGGGGAUGUGAACAGAGCAAUCAACAUACUGCUAGAAGGAAGUUCAGACACGACUUCUUGGGAGACUGUAGGGGGAAAGAAGAAAAGCCUUGGAAAGGAAAGUUCAGAAAACAAAGAGCACAGAGAAAAACGAGGAGACAGAGAAGUGAUUCGUGGGCGGGGAAGUUCCAACAGACGGGGAAGAGGAGGCAGCCAUGGCCGAGAGUUUAAAGCUGAAGAGAAUGGAGUGGACAGAUCUUCAGAUCGUGGGAAACAUGGCCGUGGGAGAGGAUUUGGACGUGGCAGAGGCAGAGGAGCAGAGAGGUUUUCCGCCCAAGGCAUGGGGACAUUUAACCCUGCAGACUAUGUGGACUCUUCUGCCAAUGACUUUGGGACAAAAUCAGAGAUUUGGGAGAUUGGUCAGAAUGAUGCAGAUGAUGGCACGGGAGCAUGGAAAAAUUCAGUAGAAGAAUGGACAGCAGAAGACUGGAAUGAAGAUCUUUCUGAAACUAAAGUCUUCACUGCUUCCUCUGUUCCAACUGAGAAUCAUGUGAUUCCUGAGCAAAGCAUUGAUUUGGUAGCAUUGCUUCAAAAGACUGUGACCUCCACUCAAGAGACAGAAGGCAACUCGUUUGAAGCUCCUCAGCAGAAGAUCUUUGGCCAAGCCCUAGUCUUCACAAAUACUCAGCACAGCACUCAGAUGGUAUCAGGAACUGGCAGUUCCAGUGCUGUAAACUCCUGUUCUUCUCAGAGUCUGUCUGCAGUUCUUUCUUCUGGCUUUGGAGAACUUGGAUCCUCUAAAUUGGCAAACUCUACUGGAUCCCAAAUUUUGGAACAACUAAAAUCGCCAGAUCUGGGUCAGUUUGCCUCUCAACAAAACAAUAGUAACUCUACCAAUGCUACCAUAACUGCCACAUCGUCUUGGGGUCUAAAACCACCCAUUACUCAGUCCUCAGUCCUCAGUCAGUUUGACUUUAAAUCCCAGCCUGAACCAUCCCCAGUUCUGAGCCAGCUGACUCAACGACAGCAACAAAAAAUGCAGGCUGUACCCGUUCCUCCACCUGGACUGGAGUCCUUCUCCUCCCAGGUAAACCUCCAAGAGCCCUCACCAGUAGACACCUCUACAGCUAUCAGCAAAAUGCUACAGCUUCCCAGUAUAUCUUUGGAAAACCAGACAGUGACUGCCCAUCAAACCCAGCAGAAACAGAUAAAACAACCAAAACGGAGGAUAACUCCAGCAUCCAAGAUUCCUGCCUCUGCUGUGGAGAUGCCUGGAGCAGCUGAUAUGGCAGGGUUAAAUGUUCAGUUUGGAGCUCUGGAGUUUGGAUCAGAGCCUGCGCUAUCAGAGUUCAGAUCAAGCAGUGAGAAUACCAGCCAGAUGACUAACAAUACCUUGUACUCAAAAUCUGUAAAUGAUCCUUUGAAUACCUCUUUGCCAAUAUCCAGUACGGUACAAGAGUCCACAUUCACAACCUCUUCCAGUCUGUCCUGCUCAUCCCAGAACACUAGCCCAGUAACAACUUCCUAUGACCAGACUUCUGUGCAUGGUAGGAUAUCAUACCAAAGCUCCAUGGCUCCAUCUGAACCAACACCUGUUGCAGUUACGAAUGGACACAGUGGUGUUAGAACACAGGCAACUCUUGACACUACUUCUUCAGUUCCAGCAUCUAAGACAGAACCUUCUCCCUCACUGCCUUCUGCUGGUUCUCUGCCUAGCGUGGUACCCACCACCACUUCACUUCUGCCUUCAGCAUUGCAGCACAUAGCAACAUUGCCCAGCUUGCCUCAGUCCAGUGAAUUGGCCAGCAGCUCACUUACCCAGUUAAGCAGCUCCCUUUCCAAUCAUCAGAACAGUCUCUCCCCUGCCUCAGCUGCCACAGUGUUGUCUUCAAGCACAUCACAUGCACACACUAGUGUUGAGAACACAACUUCACUCCAGCCCUCAACAACCUUUUCAACUGCUUCAACCUCAGCCACUAGCACCACCUCUUCAGUUGUCAGCAUAUCAAGCAGUAUGAACACUACAAACAGCCUUGGCCUGAGUGUUACCAGUGUGUCUAUACCAGCUGCUACUGCACGAGCAGCUCCCUUAGUGUCUUCAGGCAAAGCUCCUCCAAACUUGCCCCAGGGUGUACCACCCUUGUUGCAUAAUCAGUAUAUUGUGGGACCUGGAGGACUUCUGCCUGCCUACCCACAGAUUUAUGGUUAUGAUGAUCUCCAGAUGCUUCAAUCCAGGCUGCCAAUGGAUUACUAUGGAAUUACAUUCCCCACUCCUGCAACCUUGACAGGCAGAGAUGGGAGCCUUGCUAACAACCCAUACUCAGUUCUUUCCUUUGCAGGUGAUGUAACAAAAUUUGGCCGUGGGGAUUGUACCUCCCCUGCUCCUGCUACCACUCUAGCCCAGCCACAGCAGAACCAGACACAGACUCACCAUACGACUCAGCAGCCCUUCCUCAACCCAACCCUGCCACCGGGGUACAGCUACACUGGGUUACCUUACUAUGCUGGGAUGCCAGGCAUACCUAGUGCAUUCCAGUAUGGGCCAACCAUGUUUGUACCUCCAGCAUCUGCUAAACAGCAUCCCGGAGUCAAUUUGAACACUGCCUCGACUCCUUUCCAGCAAGCAAGUGGCUAUGGGCAGCAUGGCUAUGGAGCAGCAGGCUAUGAUGACUUAACGCAGGGAACGGCAGCUGGAGAUUACAGCAAAGGAGGCUACAGUGGGUCAUCUCAAGCACAAAACAAAUCUGCUGGCACUGGACCUGGGAAAGGUGUUUCUGUAACCUCAAGUAACACAGGUGUGCCUGAUAUCAGUGGCUCAGUCUAUAACAAGACUCAGACGUUUGACAAGCAGGGAUUCCAUGCUGGCACACCACCUCCUUUCAGCAUGCCCUCUGCUCUUGGAUCUACUGGGCCUCUGAACCCUGGUGCUGCCCCAGGUUAUGCUCCAGCUCCUUUUCUCCAUAUCCUGCCUGCACAUCAGCAGCCUCAUUCACAGAUGCUGCAUCAUCACCUUCAGCAAGAUGGGCAGGGUGGAUCCAGCCAGCGCAACCAGCCCAGCACCAUGCAGCAAAAGUCUCAGGCUACCAAAACUGCCUAUGGCACUUCUCCAUACUGGACUAACUAAAUCUGGGGAAAAAAAAAAAAAAAAAAAAAAAAAAGCUGAAGCCCAAGCUCAUUCCUGAAAUUAGUAGAAGUAACUGCUCAGCCAACUGUCUGUGUGGGGAGAACUGUAGCCAGCCAGCCAUCCUCUGUGUGACUUGCCUGCUUCCUCUUUGAGUUGCUGUUGUAUGUAACAUAUUUAUGUAUGUAUUUGUAAAUGUAACAGAGCCUAAAUGUGGUUUUCUGCAUCUCAGAGCCUGUUUUAUUUUCUUUGUAGGAAGACUAAUUAUUCACUUCCUGUAUACACCUGGGCCUCCUUCCUUGUUUUUCAAGCUUUAUGGGCUUUAUAACUGUGCCAUUUUUAUUGGAGCUAUUUAUUUAGUGCAAUUCUAAAUUCAGACAAAUAUGGAGGCGUGGCUCCUAAAAAAGAAUCAAGAUGUAUCCUGUUUGUUUGAUUUCUGCCCCCACCCCCCAGUAUAGCUGUUAUUUUGCUGUGGAAGAUGAACUCAGGGGCAGUUAGGUCACCUCUUUAUUUUUUAAUUUUUAAAUAAAUAAUCAAAAAAAACUU